UCUAAAGUGGUUGUCAAACUACACCCUUUCUCUCUCAAUAUUUUUUAUGAAGCUUGGAAAAUUUUUAUUUAUCAACUGGGAGAACACCCUAUUCACUUCUCCUUUAUAUAUGCUCUCAUAAUUCUGCUUCACUAUAUUCCAUAAACAUCUCAGUUUUAAAAUUAACCCGCUAGACCUUGUGACCUUCUCUCAACAGGCACACAUUCAUCAAAGAAAGAAAAAGAACGAGAAGGAGAAAUGGGAACUUCUCUUCUGGGUGUUCUACUGCUUUUAUUUCUGAAUUUUUGUCUGCUCUACGACCUUGCUCUAGCUAGCAUAACUCGGCACUACAAGUUUGAAAUCAAGUUGAAAAAUGUGACUCGUUUGUGCAACACCACAAGCAUUCUAACUGUAAAUGGAAAAUUUCCGGGGCCUCGCAUUGUAGCAAGAGAGGGUGAUCGCCUUGUUGUCAAAGUCGUCAACCAUUCUCCAAAAAAUAUCUCUAUCCAUUGGCAUGGCAUUCGACAGCUUCAAACAGGUUGGUACGAUGGGCCAUCUUAUAUAACACAAUGUCCUAUUCAAACGAAUCAGAGCUAUGUUUACAAUUUCACCAUUGUUGGCCAAAGAGGGACUUUAUUUUGGCAUGCACAUAUCUCAUGGUUAAGAGCCACUCUUUAUGGCCCUAUAAUCAUUCUGCCCAAACUUGGUGUUCCUUAUCCAUUUCCUAAACCUUACAAGCAAGUCCCAAUACUGUUUGGAGAGUGGUUUCAUGUAGAUCCUGAUGAAAUCAUUAACCAAUCCCUUCAAACAGGUGGAGGACCAAACGUUUCUGAUGCUUAUACUAUUAAUGGACUUCCUGGCCAAUUCUAUAACUGCUCAGCUAAAGAUACAUACAAGCUGAAGGUGAAGCCUAGAAAGACUUAUCUUCUUCGUCUGAUCAACGCAGCACUCAAUGAUGAGCUCUUUGUGAGCAUCGCGAAUCAUACUGUAACAGUAGUAGAAGUUGAUGCUACCUAUGUCAAACCAUUUGAAACUGAUAAACUUCUAAUAACACCAGGACAAACAACUAAUGUUCUGCUCAAAACAAAACCUGAUUUCCCAAAUUCCACGUUUUUCAUAGCUGCAAGACCUUAUGCAACCGGCAUGGGCACUUUCGACAAUUCUACAGUAACUGCAAUUAUUGAAUAUGAAAUUGAAUCCUCACCCACACAUACAAUUAAAAAACAACUCCCUCCAUUGAACCCAAUAUUACCAGCUUUAAAUGACACCCCGUUUGCUUUUAAUUUUUCAACUAGACUACGUAGCUUAGCAAGUCUUGAAUACCCAGCUAAUGUGCCUCAAAAAGUGGAUAAACGUUUCUUUUUCACUGUAGGGUUAGGAACCAACCCCUGCCCUAAAAAUCAAACUUGUCAAGGACCUAAUGGAACAAAGUUUGCUGCUUCUGUGAAUAAUAUUUCAUUUGCAUUUCCAACAACAGCCAUGCUUCAAUCUUACUUCUUUCGGAACUCGAACGGUGUUUAUUCAACGGAUUUUCCUAGCCAGCCCAUAAUCCCGUUUGAUUAUACGGGGACUCCAUCAAAUAAUACAAUGGUGAUUAACGGAACUAAAGUAGUUGUUCUUCCUUUUAAUACUAGCGUUGAGGUGGUGUUGCAGGAUACAAGUAUUCUUGGGAAUGAAAGCCAUCCUCUUCACUUGCAUGGCUACAAUUUCUAUGUUAUAGGCUCUGGAUUUGGUAACUUUGACCCUAACAAUGACCCAGCAAAGUUUAACGUUGUUGAUCCUGUUGAAAGAAAUACGAUUGGUGUGCCUUCUGGUGGUUGGGUUGCAUUUCAGUUUCUAGCUGAUAACCCUGGGGUGUGGCUAAUGCAUUGUCACUUUGAUGUGCACUUGAGCUGGGGUUUGAGAAUGGCUUGGAUCGUUUUAGAUGGAAAUCUUCCCAAUCAGAAACUGCCUCCACCACCGUCUGAUUUACCCAAGUGUUGAUUAUUCACACUCUGCCCUUUGACGACUUUUCUAAUUAAUUGUAAUUUGUUGAUUUUACACCAUUAGGCCUUGGCCUAUCAAAAUUUUCCCUUUAAAUGUCCUUUGCUUUUCCUUUCUUUUGUGUUUUUUUUGGGUUAUGAUUAUCAUGUGAGAUAAUGAGAGAAUAAAAAGGAUUUUUCCUUUUCUUUUU
Messenger RNA from Jatropha curcas, 2152 nucleotides. RefSeq names its product laccase-17. The record is from RefSeq and is a predicted model, not a curated record. Gene Ontology annotation, molecular function: copper ion binding; hydroquinone:oxygen oxidoreductase activity. Gene Ontology annotation, cellular component: apoplast. Gene Ontology annotation, biological process: lignin catabolic process. Lineage: Eukaryota; Viridiplantae; Streptophyta; Magnoliopsida; Malpighiales; Euphorbiaceae.